Scleropages formosus (Asian bonytongue) is the source of this 934-nucleotide messenger RNA. RefSeq names its product H2A.Z variant histone 2b (gene h2az2b). The transcript has 5 exons. Bases 111 to 497 code for a protein of 128 amino acids. Lineage: Eukaryota; Metazoa; Chordata; Actinopteri; Osteoglossiformes; Osteoglossidae. Gene Ontology annotation, cellular component: nucleosome. The record is from RefSeq and is a predicted model, not a curated record. Gene Ontology annotation, molecular function: structural constituent of chromatin; protein heterodimerization activity; DNA binding.
GGCCCUGGCAGAUAAACUCGCAAUCUGGGUUAUUGUUUCUCGCUGUGUGCGGUAGGAAUUAUUUCCGAUCUCGCCGUUCUGAGAGAAAACGGACAUACUAGAAGGAGAAAAUGGCGGGUGGAAAGGCAGGAAAGGACAGCGGCAAGGCCAAGGCAAAAGCGGUGUCUCGCUCACAAAGAGCGGGUCUACAGUUCCCAGUUGGUCGUAUCCACAGACAUUUGAAGACCCGCACAACAAGUCACGGUCGUGUCGGGGCCACUGCAGCGGUUUACAGUGCUGCCAUCCUGGAGUACCUCACGGCUGAGGUGUUGGAGCUGGCAGGUAACGCUUCAAAGGACCUGAAGGUCAAACGUAUCACACCUCGUCACUUGCAACUGGCCAUUCGUGGGGAUGAGGAGUUGGACUCUCUAAUCAAGGCGACGAUUGCUGGCGGAGGUGUGAUUCCCCACAUCCACAAGUCACUGAUCGGAAAGAAGGGCCAGCAGAAGACUGCGUAGAGAGCAGUGUAGCUGACUUACGGCUGGAACGCGGGCAGAUGGCGUAGAUGGACCAGACCAGCAGUUCACACUUCUCAGUUUUUAUUUUUUGUAAUUGUAGUCAAAGGUUAGAGCUAGAUUUUAAGUUGUAAUAUUUCAAAAAAGAUAAAGACCAAAAAAGAAACAUUUGUAUGUCUUACUGUUUGACAGGAAGUUAAAUUUGAUUGGCUCAAUUUAAAGUGUUUUAUACAGAAAAAUAAAUUGUUUAAAAUUGUUUUGCAAAACUGUAUUUAUGGAUUUUCUAGUGGGGUACUUAAAUGUCAAUGGUGUCUACACUUAAUACAGAAACUUAAGAUAAUUUGUUUCUCCUUGGCACCUGGAGAUGUGAUCGAUAUGUCAAUGCUAUUGGAACAAGGGUUAUACAGCACAGACUUUGCUAAAAUAAAAGUUGUAUGAAA